This is a messenger RNA of Sparassis crispa, 1254 nucleotides long. RefSeq lists its product as hypothetical. The record is from RefSeq and is a predicted model, not a curated record. NCBI's taxonomy places the organism in Eukaryota, Fungi, Basidiomycota, Agaricomycetes, Polyporales, Sparassidaceae. The transcript is spliced from 5 exons. The coding region runs from base 1 to 1254 and encodes 417 amino acids.
AUGCUUAGUCAGCACAAAGAUAUAUACCCACUGUCACGUGAGUGUCCUCCUUUUCUCUUACCAUCAUCAAAUCCUAUCAGUGUUCAGAUUUUGUCAAUUGAGAACAUUAUCUGCCUUGAAUUGAUUGCUAGAUUAGCAGAUGAAGAGAUGUCUGAUCUAUGUCAGAUCAGCAUUACAAUUUCAGAAAGUGGUUCUGAUUCUCGUCUAAGACAAGAAUCAGUAUUUGCUCUCAGCAAACCUGUUGAAUUCAACACCACAACCAAUACUACACAGACCAAUCAUGGUGUAGAUAUACUUUCCAGCCUCAACAUCCAUAUCCAUGUUCAUGUUCACCAAGCUGCAGUUUCUGCUUUCAAAUAUGACCCUCCAUCCCUUCAUCUUUCCUCUAUGAAAGCAUCACAUCGGAAUAUUGUUCUCAGUUCCAAUUUGCGACACUUGCAUCCUAGUCACAGCAUUUCUUCUUCCACGCCAUACACCAUCAUCAAUGCCAGUCACUAUCCCAUUCACACCAUCCCCACCAGCACUGAAGCAUCAGCUGUUGCACAUGCAAAUAUUGUUCAGCCCUCAUCAUCCCAUUCAACAAAUGUUCAUGAAGAUAGAAUUCAGGCAGCACCCAUGCCAAUUUGUGGACAGCCAGAAGUUGACAGUCAGGAGGGCCAGGAUAACAAUGAAGAGGGGCAUGAUGUACAAGCUGGCAGGCAGGAAUUAUGGCAUGAAUUGUUUGGGGAGAAACCUGAGCAAACAGCAGUAGAGAAUGUCGGAGCCAGAGACGGCAUGGCCAAGGAAAUCUUAGGUGCAGCGAAUCGAAGUAUGAAUGUGGCGGAACCUGUGCCUUUGGACAAGACCUCAACGAAAUGGCCGAGAAAGGGUGGUACACCCUCCAAAGCAAAGCCCAUUCAAGGUGGACCAGGCGCACGGCACGCAGCGGGAUGGGCGGAGAAAAUCAUUGUCUUCGUCCGUCAGGUGAAAAUAGCGGCCAAGACCAAUGGUGUUCAUCCCCCCCUUGACCCUUCGAAGAUCAGCCAAAUCCUGAAUGAUGUUGACGAGGCCAAGCACAACCUCUCCCGCGACACUGUAAAGAACUCGGGUAUUGGUAAAGCGAUCCAACACCUUGCGAAAUGCAAGCCAUACGCCACUUGGAACGAGAAAGAAUUGAAGCUAGUAGAGAGAGCGGAAGGAAUUGAAUGGUACUGGCGAAAAUGCUGCAAAGGCAAGUGGGCUGGCGUGGGACGUGGCAGUGGAAGAGGUUUAUAA